UGUGCUCAGUCUUCGGUUCAGCAUCUCCACGGUCAGCAUGGCCCCGCGGCUCUUCACACAGAGGGACGUGGCCCGACACAGCACGGCGGACUCCUGCUGGGUGCUGCUGGGGACCAGGGUGUACGACGUGACCUCUUUCUUGCGGUUGCAUCCCGGCGGGGAGGCGCUCAUACUCGGGCGGUCAGGCGGGGACGUUCGCCGGGAGAUGGAGGGACCCCCGCACCGGCACUCGGAGAACGCCCGGCGGUGGAUGGAGCAGUACUACAUCGGGGAGUUGGAAGCAGACAGCGGCACGGACGAGGCACAGAUUCUGAGAGAGAGGAGGAAAGCCAUCGAGACGGGAGACGAGGCGACGGACGGGCACGCGAAGGAGGAGGACGAGCAUGCCGAUUACAACCGCUGCAGCUCCGUGGACCUGGAUACGGAUUUGGUGGACUGGCGGAAGCCGCUGGCAUGGCAGGUCGGCCACCUAGGAGAGAAAUAUGAUGCGUGGGUUCACCAGCCGGUCGACAGACCAAUCAGACUGUUUGGAAACCCCUUCCUGGAGGCCAGCACCAAGACUUCCUGGUACUGGGUACCAGUGGUGUGGCUUCCUAUUGUGUUUUAUGUCAGCUGGCACUGCUACUCCACCCUGGCGAAGGGCACCACACGGCUCAACCUCACAUCAGGCAUCUCGGUGCCGAUCCACAGGUACUUCUUCCCGCUGCUCUUCCUGCUGGGCUGGUUCUUGUGGUCAUUGGUGGAGUACUGCAUCCACCGCUUUGUCUUUCACAUGAAGCCGCCGGCCCACAACUACUACCUCAUCAUGAUCCACUUCCUGCUGCACGGACAGCACCACAAGUCUCCGUUCGACGGCGCCCGGCUGGUCUUCCCCCCCGGCCUGGCCUCCCUGGUGGUGGGUGGUUUCUAUCUCCUCCUCUGCAGGACGCUCCCGGAGAUCCUCGGGACGUCGGUGUUCGUCGGAGGCCUGUACGGCUACGUGGUGUACGACAUGAUCCACUACUACCUGCACUACGGGUCGCCCAAGAGGGGCUCGUACAUGUACGGCCUGAAGGCCUACCACAUCAAACACCACUUUGAGCACCAGAGGGCAGGUUUCGGAAUAACCUCCACGUUCUGGGACCACCCCUUCAAAACAGUCAUCCCCGGGGAGAAAUUCUAACACACGGUGACAGCUCGCCUGAAGGGCCACGGGACUAAAAUUAAAUGACCCUCCGGCCAGCGACCCGCCCACGUGCCGUAACCACCCCGGACACCCGUAUUUCAAUCUCCGCCACCACAGCUUUACCAAAACCACGGAGGAUCCGACAAGUCUAUCUUACGCCAUCUUUCUUUUUGAUCCCAGAUCGCCAAACAUUCCCGGCCGGAGCUCGGUGGUGUGUGUGCGUCGCACCAGUACGCAUCAGUACGCACCGUUUUCCUCUCGUCAUUCCUGCACAGUUGCAAAGCCUUUCUGUGCCAUUCUUAAACAUUUUGUAUGAUCAUUGUUAUUAACCAAAUCAACAUCGACCACCACUGUGCUCUUCACCUUUGACCAUUGCGUCGUACUUGAAAUUGAAGGAAUUAAAUGAUUCCAUUGCAGCUGUAGAAUCGUAUAUUGCACAUUCAAAAUCAACCCGGAGAAAACGCGCUGUGUUAGCGCAAAAAGGGCCGCGGUGGCACGCGCGCCAAAGUCGCAUCUCCACUUUCGACUUUGGCGAAUUCAAAACCGCUGACUGAUGUUGACCCCGCCCACGUACAGCUUCGAAUACCGCCUCCUGUGUGACGACGCCCUGACACCGAAUUCAAGUCACUUUAUUUUGUACAGCCCAUUCUCACAAAUUACAAAUUUGCCUCAGAGGGCUUUACAUUCUGUACACAUACGACAUCCCUGACCUUUGACCUCACAUCGGAUCUGAAAAAGAAAACAAGAAAUAGAAAAUAGAAAAAAACCUUUCACGGGGAAAAUAAAGGGAAGAACCCUCCAGGAGAGCAACAGAGGAGGAUCCCUCUCCAGGAUGGACAGAAGAAUAGAUGUCAUGUGACCAGAAGGAAUCAUUAGUGUUAAAACACAUUCAAUGAGUAUGACGGAGUGUAUGAAUCGUUGGUACACACAGACACACACACACACACACACACACACACAAAACAAGAUUCCCUCAGAGGAGCAUAAAGGUAAAAGGAAGUGAUAUAUGGUUGUUAAAUGUGGAAGACGGAGAAGGAGCGGUAUGUGACAAAGUGUGAAUAGAGGUGUGAGAGAGAGAGAGAGAGAAUAACCUCCAUCCUUCCUCUGCACUUCAAUGCUUCUCUCUGUUGGCCGCCGCCACUCGGCCACAGAGCUACUCUCUGUCGCGCUGCAGGUUAACCGUCUGUGAGGUUCCCUCCACCGUUCUCUUGACUGUACUUGUUUGGGAACAGCUGUGCACGGAGAAUAUUUGGUUUCAGACAUUUUACCACGCUGACAGCUGGGAUUUUAUUUAUUAUGCAAUGUCGUAUAAAGCCGAGUCCCACACGUUUCUAACCACUAGAGAUAUAUUUUUGAAAGUCUUUUGGAAUACUUCGUCCGUUUUUCUUUUUUCGUCGUUCACUAUACAACAAAGAUGUCUAGACGAUAUUUUGUAAGAUGCUUUGUAUGAAAGAGGAGGGUGUUUAUUUGCGUCGGUGUUUUUUUCGUUGCCGGAGUGAGCUGAUUUUUUUAAAAUUAUCGGCGGGGCGCUAAGAAAACUAAUGCGUUAAGCUGUAGAGAUGGAUGGAUGUAAUGUGUUGCCAUGGCGUCAGAGGGGAGGAGCUGAAGGCAUGAGGCCGGCCCGUCAGACUUCCUGCUGCAGGGAUCUCGGGGUUCUUUUAUUAUUUCGUGGAGCCCGCAGACCCCAGCAGGAUGACGAUGGUCAAACCAUUUGACCGGGCAGCAGGAGGCCCUGAUGGAGACCGGUGGAUCCUCACAACGUCUCCUCUGAACACUCCACGGCAUCACUGAUAACCAAGAGAGAACAAAACUAUCACAUAACAUUCACAUGAAUAAGUAGAGCAGAGUGAGAAGAUACCACAACUGCAGGAAAUCAUCUCUCAUCCACUUUUCUCGUUUGAAGAGACUAUUUACACAAUAUGUACAUGUACAUACAUAAUGCAAAAUUACAUGCAAAAUCUAUUUCAGAACAUUUAUGAAGAGGAAAUAAUAGCUAAUGCAGUGAAAUUAUUCCAUGCGUGUAUUCUUUUUUCACCGUACUAUUCAGUGCAGCAAUAAUAAUAAUGAAGUUUUCAGGUAAACCUUAAGAGGGCUGUGUCGCCAAAACACUGCUUCUGAUGAAUUAAUACAAAAAGAGAAAACCAAAGAUUCCUUUUGAUGUCGGUAAUGACAGCGGAUGAUGAUGAUGAUGAAGAUGAUGAUGAGAGUAAUUAUGCAAACUGAUUGCGGCGGCUGCUUUGCGAAGUGGAGCGAUUCUACCCAGAUCUUAUUUAUGUAUAUUUAGAUGAUACAGAGGAAAGAUGACAGCUUGUACGCCUACAUUAUGCAGCAGUAAAUGAUAUUCCCUGAAUCUGUUUACUUUAAUAAAUCCUAACCUUUAUUUUCGGAAUUGUAAGCGUGUAUGCAAAUGCAUUUAAAAAAACGUAUUUGUAAAUAAAUGCCUGUAUAUUUCUGAUGUCA
Messenger RNA from Pseudoliparis swirei, 3625 nucleotides. RefSeq names its product fatty acid 2-hydroxylase (gene fa2h). The transcript is spliced from 7 exons. Gene Ontology annotation, molecular function: iron ion binding; fatty acid 2-hydroxylase activity; heme binding. Gene Ontology annotation, cellular component: endoplasmic reticulum; membrane. Gene Ontology annotation, biological process: lipid biosynthetic process; fatty acid metabolic process. Lineage: Eukaryota; Metazoa; Chordata; Actinopteri; Perciformes; Liparidae. Bases 38 to 1162 code for a protein of 374 amino acids. The record is from RefSeq and is a predicted model, not a curated record.